Gavia stellata (red-throated loon) is the source of this 3324-nucleotide messenger RNA. It is a transcript of the gene RO60, whose product is annotated as Ro60, Y RNA binding protein. Lineage: Eukaryota; Metazoa; Chordata; Aves; Gaviiformes; Gaviidae. The coding region runs from base 21 to 1802 and encodes 593 amino acids. Gene Ontology annotation, molecular function: RNA binding. The record is from RefSeq and is a predicted model, not a curated record. The transcript is spliced from 9 exons. Gene Ontology annotation, cellular component: ribonucleoprotein complex.
ACCUCUUGGAAGUGUAAACAAUGGAGGAUGAGGAAAACCAAGUACAACUCCUGAAUGAAAAGCAGGUGCCAAACUCUGAGAGUGGUUAUGUGUGGCAUGUCACCGAUAUGAAUCGACUGCAGCGUUUCUUGUGUUUUGGUUCAGAAGGUGGUACUUAUUACAUCAAGGAGCAAAAGCUGGGCUUUGAAAAUGCAGAAGCUUUAAUAAGACUGAUUGAAGAGGGUAGAGGUUGUGAAGUUGUUCAAGAAAUAAAGACAUUUAGUCAAGAAGGCAGAACAGCAAAACGGGAGCCCCUGCUUUUUGCUCUUGCAGUUUGCUCACAGUGUUCUGAUGGAAAAACGAAACAAGCGGCAUUUAAAGCUGUUCCUGAGGUGUGUUGCAUACCAACCCAUCUCUUUACUUUCAUCCAAUUUAAAAAAGAUCUGAAGGAGGGCAUGAAAUGUGGCAUGUGGGGCCGUGCACUGAGGAAAGCUGUUGCAGAUUGGUACAAUGGAAAGAAUGGCAUGGCUGUUGCUUUAGCAGUUACAAAAUAUAAACAGAGAAGUGGUUGGUCUCAUAAAGAUCUUCUGAGGUUGUCCCACCUAAAACCUGCUAGUGAAGGAAUUGCUAUAGUCACUAAAUACAUUACCAAAGGGUGGAAAGAUGUCCAAGAGGCUUAUAAAGACAAAGCAGUUUCUGCUGAGACUGAAAAACUCUUAAAGUAUCUAGAGGCUGUGGAGAAAGUAAAACGCACAAAAGAUGAAUUGGAAGUUACUCAUUUAAUAGAGGAAUAUGGUCUAGUUAGGGAGCAUCUCCUGACAAAUCAUCUGAAAUCAAAAGAGGUUUGGAAAGCAUUGCUGAAGGAGAUGUCCAUUUCGGUAUUGUUGAGAAUUUUAGGAAAGCUGACAGCAAAUUCAGUGCUUGAACCACGAGGUUCAGAAGUGGCAAUAGUAUGUGAAAGACUGAGAAAUGAGAAACUGCUAAAAAAGGGUAGAAUACAUCCAUUCCAUAUUUUGGUUGCUUUAGAAACCUAUAAAGCUGGACAUGGAAGCAGAGGGAAGCUUUGGUGGCGUCCUGAUGAAGACAUUUUAGAAGCUUUAGAUGCCUCGUUUUAUAAAACUUUUGAGACAGUUGAACCAACAGGAAAACGCUUCCUACUUGCAGUUGAUGUCAGUGCAUCAAUGACACAAAAAGUUUUGGGCAGUGUGCUCAAUGCUAGCACAGUUGCAGCAGCAAUGUGUAUGGUUGUAGCACGUACUGAGAAGGAUUCCCAUGUUGUUGCCUUUUCACAUGAAAUGGUCCCUUGCCCAGUGACGGCUGAUAUGACAUUACCUCAAGUAUUAGUGAAAAUGUAUGAAAUUCCAAUGGGUACUACUGAUUGUUCCCUUCCAAUGAUAUGGGCUCAAAAAACUCAGACAGCUGCUGAUGUCUUCAUUGUAUUUACCGAUAAUGAGACCUUUGCUGGAAAUACUCAUCCUGCAACAGCUCUUAGAGAGUACAGAGAGAAAAUGGGUAUUCCUGCUAAAUUGAUUGUUUGUGGAAUGACCUCAAAUGGUUUUACGAUCGCAGAUCCAGAUGACAGAGGCAUCUGCUCUUCCCAGUUGGGUCCAUUGCUGCCAGCAGACUUCACCCUGGGAACUCCCAGCCAAAUAUACUUUAUUAGAAUAUGGCACAUUAUAUACAUAUCAGAACGUUACCUUUUUGUGAAGGGAAAGCAAGAAAAGCAGAUGAGAAAUCUCUUUUCUCUUUUUUCCUGUUGCACACAAUUUAAAAUAACAGUGGGAAGUUUUUUCAAAGUAGCUACAGGGUUACACAAUACAUAAUUUAAUCGCAUUCAUAAUAGAUUAUAAAUACUGAGAUAUUUUUAAUUCCCGCCCCCUGUUGCUGUGGAGUGCUUGUUUGCAAGAAUAAAUUGAUGAAUUACUCUUAGGAUGGGGCAGGAAAAAAAAGUGGGUUUAGUAUUUUUAAUAAUGUCAGUUUAACAGCAACUUGGUUGAGAGGGAUUUUUCUUUGGGCUUUUUUUAAUCUUUGUAUUUUAAACAAAUUACUAAGGUUCAGUAGUUUCCAUUGUUACACUUCAAAUCUAGAAAAGUAGUACUUUCUGGCGUGUAUGAGACCAUGUGACUGUGAUGCAGUAUGAAAGUUACCCAGUGAACUUUUAUACUGAUAAAACUGAAAGUGGAAGAUCUCAUGCUAAUCUUUUUCUAUCUAGAUUAUCAUCUGGGUUUUCAGGAGUAAAGUGUAAUUCUCUUUAGACAAAUUGAGGGGCAGUUUCUGUACAAUGCAGUUUCAGAAGCACUAUUUCAGAAUUAAUACACUUACAGGAAGUUCCAAAACCUGUUUUUAGUAGAAAAAGACCUUAGAAAUGGCUGGGAAGCCACAUUCAGUCCAUAUUGUAACUUCAGGAAGCAUCAGCACGCUUUCAGUGAGGAAGAUCAGCAAGUGCAUGUGUCUUGGCCCGCUCUUGAAAGCUGAGUGGUAACAACCAGAAACAAAAAGCUACAUUUUCUUCAAAAGAAUGUAUUCAAUGCUACAGAAACAAUCUUCCUAACAGGAGACUGUUUCAUUUUUUAAAAUCUUUUUGUAGGUUAAUGUUACUUCUGAUUUCAUAGAUUAAUUCAAGCUAACAUUUUUCAAAACUACCUCCAGUUUAUAGUGACCAAUUCUUAAAAAAUGUUAUGAAAUGUACAGUUGCCUCCUUCAUGUUCUCAAAAUCUUGUUUAGGAAGUGAUUGAAACUGGAUUUUUUUUUUUUUUUUUUUUGUCUGAUACUAAGAGUGUGAGUAAAUAAGGAGAAAGUUAGUGAAUAACUUACCACUUUGGAACAGGAAUUGAUAGCAAUUCAUGUGUAUAUGUAUUUAAUUCUGUGUGUGUGUUUUUAUAUAUGUGUGUAUAUGGGGAAGUUAAAAGAACUCUUUAGUAGAUCACAAUCUUAGAAUAUGAAAGAGGUUUUUUUUUUUAGUGAUGCUUUUACAACUUCCCCUAAGGCAUAUAUAUGUCAGCCUCUUUUAUGCUAAUUCUGGCUGUUUUAAACAGUGAAUUUGAUGUUAAUUUGAAAAUAAUUACGAUUUAUAAAAAUAACCCAGUUGUGGUAAAUGACAUGUAGGACCAUAUUUUUCUGCCUAAAACCCAAGCUUUUAACUGUAAAAUUCAAAUUCAUAUUGUACUUUUGAUACUUGUAAUACUUUUCAUUAUGCCUCGUACAUAUUUAUUAUAAAUUCAAAGCUCACAUUCUGUAGGAUGGCUAUAUCUUUUGGUGCUAAAUGUGAGGUUACAUGUUACUGAAGGUAUUCUGCUACAUACUUACACUCUACCUUAAUGAAUAAAUCAAAACGGUGAGGCAAGC